GGGUUUAAGCCACACCGUUUGAUCUUAAAACCCAAACCUUCUUCUUCCUCCCGCCAUGUCUCUCCGUCACCUCCUACGCCACCGUCUCUACGCGGCCACCACCACCACCGCCCCUAUUCCGAUCACACUCAUCCAGCAGCGCUUCUACAACAUCUCAUUUUCCCCACAAACUGAAGAUCCGAAGACGAUCGCUGACACUCAAGAAUCAUUUCAACUCAACGAUCCUUCUCAAUUCCAGAUCCGAAACCGAACAUUCUCAUCAGCCGAGGAAGCAGACGCGGCGCGUCGCAAACAGAGACGCCAGAGCCGGAUCCAGCCUCCUCUCAACGCUCUCCGGCGCGAUCCCCCUCCGAAACGCGACCCCAACGCGCCGCGCCUCCCGGACUCGACCUCCUCCCUCGUCGGCCAACGGCUCAACCUCCACAACAGAGUCCAGUCCCUGAUCAGAGCGUCCGAUCUCGACGCCGCGUCGCGCCUCGCUCGGAACUCCGUGUUCUCCAGCACCCGGCCCACCGUCUUCACCUGCAACGCCAUCAUCGCCGCCAUGUGCAGAGCCAAGCGCUACGGAGACUCGAUCUCUCUGUUCGAGUUUUUCUUCAAGCGGAAUCACAUCGUCCCCAAUGUAGUCUCGUACAAUCAGAUCAUCAACGCUCACUGCGACGAAGGACACGUGGAGGAAGCUCUCGAAGUGUACCGUUACGUAUUGGCUAAUUCUCCUUUCGCUCCUUCGUCGGUUACGUAUAGACAUUUGACGAGAGGUUUGGUUCAAGCUGGGAGGAGCGGAGACGCCGCGAGUUUGUUACGGGAGAUGCUGAGUAAAGGCCUAGCUGCGGAUUCGAUUGCGUACAGUAAUUUGAUUAGAGGGUUCUUGGACCUUGGGGAGUUAGAUAAGGCGAAUGAGUUCUUUGAUGAGUUGAGAAGUAAGUGUACUGUUUACGAUGGGAUUGUGAACGCCACUUUUAUGGAGUAUUGGUUUGAGAAAGGUGAGGAUGAGGAAGCUAUGGAGUGUUACAGGUCUUUGUUGGAGAAGAAGUUUAGAAUGUAUCCACAUACUGGGAAUGUGCUUUUGGAAGUUUUUCUCAAGUAUGGUAAAAAGAGUGAAGCUUGGGAUCUGUUUAAUGAGAUGUUGGAUAAUCACACACCUCCUAAUAUUCUCUCUGUGAAUUCGGAGACCGUUGGUAUAAUGGUCAAUGAGUGUUUCAAGAUGGGGAAGUUUGAGGAAGCGGUUGAGACGUUCAAGAAAGUUGGGAGAAAACCGACGUCUAGGCCGUUUGUGAUGGAUUAUGUAGGUUACUGUAACAUAGUAACGAGGUUCUGUGAACAUGGGAUGUUACCAGAGGCUGAAAGGUUGUUUGCGGAAGGUGUAGGCAAAUCCUUGCCUGCUGAUGCUCCGAGCCACAGAGCGAUGAUUGAUGCCUAUCUCAAGGCGGAGAGGGUCGACGAUGCUCUCAAGAUGUUGAACAGGAUGGUUGAUGUGAAUUUGAGGGUGGUUGCUGAUUUCGGUACGAGGGUCUUUGGCGAGCUGAUUGAGAAUGGUAAGCUGGUUGAAUCUGCAGAGGUGUUGACUAAGAUGGGAGAGAGGGAACCGAAACCAGAUUCUUCGAUUUACGAUGUGGUGGUUAGAGGUCUUUGCGAUGGCGGUGCACUUGACCAAGCUAAGGAUAUAAUUGGUCAGAUGGUUGGAUAUAGUGUUGGUGUUGCUCCUGUACUGCGUGAGUUUAUCAUAGAGACUUUUGAGAAAGCAAAACGUCGUGAUGAGAUUGAGAAAACCUUGAAUACGGUUACCCGUCCGGUUAGAAACUCUCUGCGUUCUGGUAACACUGCACCUGGUGUACCCUCAGUGUUAGGGGCUACAUCUGCAGCUCCCCAGCAACCUAGAGAGAAGGUCCCAUGGACGAACCAGGGACCAGGGUCAGGUCAAACAACAGGAGGAACUUACAAGGCUAAUAACGGCCAGAAUCCUUCUUGGUCCAACACCUCGUCUAACCAGCAGCAGCAACCUUGGUCUAAUCAGACGGCAGGGCGACAGACACCAUCAUGGUCGAGUCAGGCACCAGGAUAUCAACAGCAGCAAUCUUGGUCUCAGCAACCGGGAUGGUCAAGUCCUUCAUCUCAUCAGCAAUCAUGGGAUAAUCAGACAACUGGCCAGCAGCAACAGUGGGGUAUUCAGACUGGCCAUAAUCAGCAACAGUGGGCUAAUCAGACGCCUGGCCAGCAGCAACCGUGGGGUAAUCAAAACACUGGCCAUCAUCAGCAACAGUGGAAUAAUCAGACAGCUGGCCAGCAGUCAGCUUGGACAGGGCAGCAGCAGCAGCAGCAGCCAUGGUCUAAUCAGACAGCUAGCCAUCAGCAGUCACAGUGGUCAAAUCCCACGUCAGGACAAGUGGCAGCUAAUCAAGCACUGUGGUCAAACUCUGGGAAUGGUCAUCUUUCUCAACAACAAGAGCCAGUGUCAUCUUCCUCCCAUGAGUGGCAAGACGGUGAAGAAAAAAAGGUAGUUGAAUUGAGAAACUAGUUCGACAACUUGGCUUAUUCAUUCUGCCCAUCUUCCUUUGCCUUUUGGUUUGUGGGUCGCAUGCAAACUCUGAUAUUUAUUUAUUAAAGAUCAACAUCAUAAUCUAACACCUUUUGUUGUUGAUUGACUUGUAUUUAUGCUUCUCUUGAAGCCUCCUAAUAAAGAUUAAAGAGUAAUGCAGUUCAAUAUCA
Messenger RNA from Brassica rapa (field mustard), 2706 nucleotides. RefSeq names its product pentatricopeptide repeat-containing protein At1g10270-like. NCBI's taxonomy places the organism in Eukaryota, Viridiplantae, Streptophyta, Magnoliopsida, Brassicales, Brassicaceae. The record is from RefSeq and is a predicted model, not a curated record. Gene Ontology annotation, molecular function: protein binding.